Messenger RNA from Oreochromis niloticus (Nile tilapia), 1011 nucleotides. Its product is annotated as NACHT, LRR and PYD domains-containing protein 3-like. The transcript has 6 exons. Gene Ontology annotation, molecular function: protein binding. The coding region runs from base 130 to 1011 and encodes 293 amino acids. NCBI's taxonomy places the organism in Eukaryota, Metazoa, Chordata, Actinopteri, Cichliformes, Cichlidae. The record is from RefSeq and is a predicted model, not a curated record.
CUGUACCAGGACAAGGUUUUCUGCUUCAUCCAUCUGAGUGUUCAAGAGUUUCUGGCUGCUCUUCAUGUCCAUCUGACCGUCGUCAACUAUGGAGUCAAUCUGCUGGAAGAACAAGUAAUUACAUCCCAGAUGUCUAAAAGAAGAAAAGAAUCUGCAGGGAGACACUUCUACCAGAGUGCUGUGGACAAGGCCUUGCAGAGUCCAAAUGGACACCUGGACUUGUUCCUCCGCUUCCUCUUGGGUCUUUCACUGCAGACCAAUCAGACUCUCCUACGAGGCCUUCUGACAGAGACACGAAGUAACAAACAGGAAACAGUUCAGUACAUCAAGAAGAAGCUCAGUGAGAAUCUGUCUGCCGAGAAAAGCAUCAAUCUGUUCCACUGUUUGAAUGAACUGAGUGAUCAUUCUCUAGUGGAGGAGAUCCAACAGUCGCUGAGAUCAGGAAGACUUUCCCGAGAUAAACUUUCUCCUGCUCAGUGGUCAGCUCUGGUCUUCAUCUUACUGUCAUCAGAAAAAGAUCUGGAUGUGUUUGACCUGAAGAAAUACUCUGCUUCAGAUGAGGCUCUUCUGAGGCUGCUGCCAGUGGUCAAAGUCUCCAACAAAGCUCUACUGUCUGGCUGUAACCUCACAGAGAGAAGCUGUGGAGCUCUGUGCUCAGUUCUCAGCUCCCUGUCUUCUAGUUUGGGAGAACUAGACCUGAGUAACAAUGACCUGCAUGACUCAGGAGUAAAGCUUCUAUCUGCUGGAUUGAAGCGUCCAAGCUGUUCACUGAAAACUCUCAGUCUGUCAGGCUGUCUGAUCACAGAGGAAGGCUGUACUUCUCUGGCUUCAGCUCUGAGCUCCAACCCCUCCAAUCUGAGAGAGCUGGACCUGAGCUACAAUCAUCCAGGAACCUCAGGAGUGGAGCUCCUCUCAUCUCAACUGAAGGAUCCAAAUUGCAGACUGGACACUCUCAGGGUGGAGCCUGCUGGAGUCGAAUGGUUGAGACCAGGUCUGAAAAAGUAUUCGUGA